ACAACAUUUUCAUCAUUAUCUGUCCCUGUCUUUCUUGUCUUGCAUUUAGCGAUUGUUGGUUUACAAGAGUCAGGCCUUUCUGUGUUCGGUUGCAUUCCAAAGUUUUGGUGUCCACAUAAGGGUCGUAACGGGAUGCCCCUUGGUUAUUGUCACAUGCAGAGACAUUUUCUUCGAUAAUUCUAGCUAUGAGGCUACCACGGCGCUUCACAAGAAUUCCAAGUGAAGACCCGAUGACGACACAAGAGAUCACACUAUCAGCGUAUCCAUCCCAAGCCAUGGGAGACGCUAAAAGCGACAUUACCAGCAAUGUGCAUCCCGCGAACACAGAUACAGCAUAUGCAGCAGGAGCAUGGAAUACCGCCGGUUACACUGUCUCGCAUCGCAAAACUCUCGUUGAGCGGUUCGAAGAGCACGAGCACCGGCGUUUUGACACACGCUUGUUUAGUUCCUUCUACGACACGUUUGUUGCUGGUUGGCGUGCAGGCCUCCUACGCGCCUUCGUCUUUAGCCUGGUGGCACUUAUUGUCAAUGCCGCAGUCUAUGCAUGGCUGUUCGAUAGAUACAGCACAUAUAGGGGUACCGCAACAGUCAUGACCGGAGAGUGCGGUAUGGUACAGAACGCUAACACUGGAAUUCAUGCGGCGCUGAACGUGCUAUCAACAUUGGUUCUUGGCGCUUCCACAUACGGUAUGCAAGGUAUGACUGCACCGACAAGGAAGGAAGUCGACACUGCGCAUACAAAAGGCAAGUGGGUCGAGAUAGGGACAUCGAGCGUAAGAAAUUUGUUCCAUGUGCGCAGAAGGAAUGCAUGGAUUUGGGGAAUACUGGUUCUGACAAGCCUGCCUUUCCAUCUCUUCUUCAACGCCGUGUUCUUCACAACAAGCCAAGCAAAUCAGUACGCCGUAGCUGUAAUCGAUCAAAGCUACAUUGAGAAAACAAACUUUCGACCUUCGCCAGAAAACGUAUCACCCGACCUUUUCGAGCAGUGGGUCUAUUCAAAAGAAGAAUGCGACGGCAAAGUGUGUCCAUUCGAUGUCCGUAACGUGUCUGCGGUAGUUGAGCUCCUGCAGGAUGUUCGCAGUGUUUCCAGGAACGCGGAAUUUGUACGUAUGGAUCCCCGGGAGUGCAUUCAAAACUACUCUUCCGGGUUUUUGAGGGGCCACAGUGAUGUUGUCGCAGUCUCUUCUCGCCCAGAUGCCGACUCCCCUAUUCUGUGGACUCGAUAUCCACAGCGUUCCAUCACUCUCGACAAAGUCCACACGAACCAAGACCCCUUCCAUUGGAUCUGUUAUGAUCUCCUAGCCGUCAACAACACUAGUCAAGAUCGUUGUAGCCUAAAAAUGGCCAUAGAUGGCUCCGACUCCGGCAGAAAGUGGUCGGUGUUCGGUAAUCCCAUUAGCCACUGCUUUGCACGGAUCUCUCCAGAUGUUUGCCAAUUGCAGUUCAACGCGUGGCUCAUGUUAGCUGUCGUGGUUUUCGGUGUUAUCAAAGUCCUCACAUUGUGCUACUUAGUCUUCUGGCGCCCAGCCGACCGCUUCCUCCGCACACUGGGUGAUGCCAUCGCCUCAUUCUUGGAGGAAGAGGACCCAACUACCAAGAACAUGUGCCUGGUCUCUUCGAAGCAGGUGCGUAAGCAUGGUUUCAAAACACCCUACGAACCACAAAUCUUCACUGGGAGUCGUCCGCGCUGGCUCAAUGGUGCGAACACGACGGAAUUCUGCACCACUAUCGGUAUUUCAGUAUUUUAUAUCCUGGUUCUCUCAAUAGCAUUAUCAUUCGCCAUCGAUGGCGCCAAAGGCUUCGCAUUUACCAACGGUCUCGGCGUUCCAGAUAUACAGUCCCUCGCCUCGUUUAAAGGUGACGAUACCGGCUCUUCAGGCAUCGUGCCCACGCUCCUCAUCGCCAAUAUCCCGCAACUUGGUUUCUCGCUCCUAUAUGUUGUAUAUACAAACAUAUGGAGCAAGUUACUUGUCGCACAAGAGUUUGAUCGCUUAACACAAGUCAAGAAAGGACUGCGAGUCAGUGAGCGACCUCGUGGUAUGCAGCGCAAUAGUCAAAUCUUCACGCUGCCCGUACGAUAUGCGGUUCCGCUCAUGGGAUGUAGUGCCAUGCUUCACUGGCUCUGCUCUCAGAGCUUCUUCAUGGUGCGCAUUGAUGGCGUAAACGCGCACAGGGAGAUUGACCCCAAUGAUCAGCUUGUCAGACUUGGGUAUAGCGCCAAGGGCGUGGUGUCGCUGAUAGCGGUUAGCCUGGUCAUGAUGGUCGUCACUGUUUGUGUAAGUGUGUUCCGGAGGCUGAGGACGGAACUUGGGGAGACAAGCAUGAGUGUUGUCAUCAGCGCAGCUUGUCAUACGAAGCGAUACGAAACUGAGCCGUGGUUACAGGAGGUUCAAUGGGGUGAUGUCAGUGAGGGCGUAGAGGAACAGAAUGUUAGACAUUGCGCCUUCACUGCCCGGCUAGCGGAGCAACCUAUCUUAGGUCAAGCAUAUCGAUAAGAGAAAACCGCAAAAGGUUGGGUAAAGAAGUUUAAAGUCAUCCCUGUGACAUGGGUUGAGUCACGAAAACUCACAGGCUUAUUUGGGGAGCUGAUAUCAAGAUAGUAAAGUUUACACAAUGCAAGGUUAGCGCAUAGAUGUUUGAUAUACAACUAUGUGCGCUUAUUUAGAUGUUGAGGUAUGAAAUAAAGCAUAAUCAUCGUUUGCAACAUCCAUCAUAGUUCGUGUGCAGGUUUAUUAGCAAUCAAUUAGACUCUUCAAUUCU
This is a messenger RNA of Cucurbitaria berberidis CBS 394.84, 2760 nucleotides long. RefSeq lists its product as uncharacterized. The transcript has 2 exons. Lineage: Eukaryota; Fungi; Ascomycota; Dothideomycetes; Pleosporales; Cucurbitariaceae. The record is from RefSeq and is a predicted model, not a curated record. The coding region runs from base 186 to 2495 and encodes 769 amino acids.